GCUUGCUUGGGCGUUCCCCAUUUCAAUUCGGUUAAUGCAAGCUAUGGACGGCCCAAGAAUGGCAGGGAUUGUCAAUGACGUAAUGGAAGGAAUUCAGGAGGAAAUGCUUGCCGCAAUGUCCAGUCAUAUACGCAAUGCUGCUGCAGCCUGCGGAGAUGUUUGUGCAGCUCGACUUCGCAUGCUGCAAACAGCGCUGUCCCGCCAUUUAGAUGAGGCUAGAAGACAGCAGAUGAUUGGUGGAGCGCCGUUGACUCCAGGCUUUGCUGCAGCACAACAGGUGCUGAACGGGCCGGUGGAUACAAAACGUGUUGCCAUCAGGCAAAUCCGUGCAAAGCUGGAAUCACAGGGCGACACACCAGCGAGCUUUCUACGGGCUCGAUCAGUGGCUGCAAACCAGGGCCUUCUAAGCCGUGAUGAGUUUGUGGCGUGUAUUGCUUCUCUCAAUCUCUCCAUCAGUCACGCUGAUAUUCUUGAAAUCUUUGCUUCUGCAGUUGGAAGCACUGAUCGAGACACUGCUAUUUUGGACGAGAUAACGCAGGCUUUGGACUCCGUGCCGCUCGGGGGCUCUGCUGGAGGUUGCGCCGCUGCAACUUUACUGAGCCCUGAGGCAGAGCGAGUAGUUGGACGCGUGCGGAGUGCCGUGGGAAGAUCUGGUCGUCCUUUCGAGGAAGUCUUCAGAGGAUUCUGCAGGUCUGGUGGCCGUGGGGCUGUGACCAUGAAUCGAGCUGACUUGGCCAGGGUCUUGUCAACUUUUGAGCCAGACAUCGACCCUGAGGUGGUGGCUCGAUUGUGGCGGCUCACUGUGCCAGAUGGAGCUCAGGGCCUUGACUUCAGCAACUUCUGCGCGUGGUUCUGUCCUGGUGGCCGUGCAUUGUCUGGACAAGUCUCAGCUGUGACGCCUAUCGGGGGCUUGAGCGAGUCACAAAUGCUGUCCACCUUAUUGGAGAAGAGUGGAAUGUCAAGAUCCCCUUCGCCAAUGUCUGCUUCAAUGCCAAACUUGUGUCACCUUGGCUUCGACCAGCUUCCAGUGUCACCGGGAGCUCGAAUGUCCAGUACAUUGACUCCAGAGCAGCUGUUGUCCGCUGACUGGCGGCAGGACAGGCCAAGAAAUGCAUGGCCAACUUGGCCAGCACUGGAGGUAGGCUGUACCCAGCCUCCACCUUCUGCACGACUCUCUCCGUUGUUGCAAGAUGACUUUCCCGCAAUGGCCUGUCUCAGCAGGUUGAAUGGCUAUCUUGCAGCGAAAGGGCUUACCUUGAACUUUGCCUUCGUUCUGUAUGACACCCACAUGGAGCAGGCUGUUACGCAAGAAGGCUUCAUGUCUGCCAUCGAACAUCACGGGUUCCCCAUCUCCAAAGCUGAGGCCGAGGCAAUCUUCACCCGACUGGCACGGAGAAAGGCAAAUCAGGUCUUGUGCUUGUACUUCGAGGAUCUGCAAAGCUGCAUUGCAAGCUUGCCCAAUCCCCUCCCUCAGGUCCAAUGGGGAAAGGACUUGAUCAAAUCCGUGGACAAGAUCACUCGAUCACAAGGAACGCCCUUGGAGACUUUGUUUAGACACCUUGGAACUGAUUCUGUUACAGAGUGGGAUGUGAGAGCAAUUCUGUCGAGAUACUCACCUUUGAGCUCGGCUCAAUGGGCAAAUCUGCUUCCACUCCUAGAUAAGAAUUCUGAUGGGACAGUGCCUUGGCAGUCUGUGUUGAAGUGGGCUGGAUUGGAUGGAGUACCAGGAGUGCCGAACGGAGCAGUUCCAGCUCCUGUUGCGCCAGCACCAGCAGUGCCUGUGCCUGCAGCUCCAGCUGUGCCAGCGGUGCCAGCUCAGCCGGUUUCUUCACCGCCUCCCCCAACUCCGCCUGUUGUGAGACCUGCUACGAUGCCGGCUGUGCCAGUUGGCCCAGCUUCUUCGUUGUCUCCGCCUGCUCCUCCACCGGCACCUGCUGUCGCACCUCUGGCAAGACCAUUGGCUCCAAUCGCACCUUUGACUUCGCCGCCGCCACCUCUUGGUAGUAGAGUACCUCCACCUAUGCCACCUGUGUCGGCUCAUGCAGUUGGAGUUCCACCUCCACCAGGACCACCUGGACCACUAGCUCCGGUGUCAUCUCCAUUGGCACGGCCAUUUCCACCUGCAUUGAGAAGCUGAAUUUUAAUUCUGUGCGAAUAAA
This is a messenger RNA of Cladocopium goreaui, 2159 nucleotides long. NCBI's taxonomy places the organism in Eukaryota, Dinophyceae, Suessiales, Symbiodiniaceae. The record is from the annotation of a GenBank genome assembly.